This is a messenger RNA of Xyrichtys novacula (pearly razorfish), 3727 nucleotides long. The record is from the annotation of a GenBank genome assembly. Lineage: Eukaryota; Metazoa; Chordata; Actinopteri; Labriformes; Labridae.
CUCUGAGUCAAACUGUAGUUUUCAGCUCUGCAUCGUGUCCUCACUCAGUUCAGUCAGGGGUCAAGUGGUGGAUGAUGCCAGUGAUCAGCGAGCCCCGCUGUCCGAUGAGCCCAUCGACUCUUCUGCUCCGCAGAGACACUGAGAAUAUGACCUCUCCGAUUCAUACAGAAUCCAUACGGGCCCCUCUGAGGCCUCCCCAGCAUUGGCCGGAUCGAUCUGCUUUACUCAGGCCUAAUGCGAGUUGCCACCUCGACUGCACCGUCAAUACAACCACACAGAGAUGUAUGAGUGGAGGGCUGAGGACUCGACAUGGGGGGAGCGGAAGUAUCCAUUUCUGCCAUGCCUGCAGCCACUCAUCUGCCCGGUUCUGUCAGAAGCUAUUACACUCAGACACAACACAUGUUACUGAAUAUACUGUAUGAAGAAGUGGCCUAGAAGUCGCCUAAAACCUAACACAAGUGGCUUUCUUUCAGUGUUUCACCAUUCAUUACUCAUUUUUAACAAGUAAAAGGUAAAAGAGUUAUUUGUUUGGACUUGAGUUGGAUAUGUACCCUUUGUAAAGCUAGAUAUGACUUAAGUGUGAAGGGACCGUGUUUAAAGGGAAAUACUGACAAAAGCUUUGGCAAAAAUAUUCCGUUUUUUACCCUGGAUGAGUAGAGAGUAGGUUUUAUUAAAAAUUUUACUCUCUUUUCUGCGUAUUUCUGUGUAGAAAACAGUUUAAGUUUCUCUUUUUUGCCGUAAAUCAAUGCUCACGUCGCGUCCUGGUUACUGCGUUCCCAUGGCAACGAUGGCACCCGCCAACAAAUCCGGAAAAAGGAGAAGUGGGAGAUGUAAAAAUCGGUAAAUAAGUUUAAAUAUGUCCCUUUACAAGUUUGAUUUAUGGGUUUAAAGCGUAACUGUCGAUUAUUCUUCAUUAUGAAGGCCAGUUUAGCAGCUUAACUUCGCUGUAAUGGGUAUUUUUUCAGUCGACUGAAUGUCCGUUUGCCGAAAAACAGCAAAGUUUUAUCUAAAAAUCCGUUUUAAGUCAGUUCAAAUCUUUCUUGUGCCCUUUACUACUGCAAAUUAAUAUCUAAAGUUUCAUACGGUGUGUGUUUUUUGUAGGAAACUCACCCACAGAGCUCCUCCGGACGGACUCACGUCUCCAGACGGUGAUGUCAGUUUGCCAAAGAUGGUGAAUAUCUUUGAGGACAAGCAGGUAAACUCAAAAACACAACAGAGGGGAAAAAAACUAGAAGAAAUACUGCAUGUUGGUUAACUUUUAAGUGUUAAGGACCUUUCUUAAGGUUGCAGUGAAAUAUAGGGGAGAGUGGGGUAAGUUGAGUCACCCCCUGUUGUGGUAUCUAUGAGCUACAUAAAACAUAAAAGUCCGCCAUUUUGUAACAAAGUCAUAAUAGCAGUUCAGGGGUAAAUAAAGGAGUCUGAUGAGACAUGUGUUACUCUUUCUUCUCAAAAAUACAGCUGUGAAUGUUCUGAAUCACUUAAAGACAUUCUCAUGUUAAAAUGGCUUUUUACAAAACAGCUUUUUAGUCGUUAUAUGCAAUAAUAAUAAGAAUUAUUGUACCAGUUGAAUAGCGUCUAAUAGAUAAAAAUACACAUGAAUGUGAAGAAGUGACUGUUAUUUAGGGAGAGAGAAGGUGAGGGAGGGCCGGGGUGGUUUUUUGGCAUGCUAUAUUAUCAAGACAGUAAAGUUUACACUCAUUCUGUUGGUUUGCAGGGAUGCGCAACACCUUGAAAUAUAUGCAGAUACACUUGUUUGAGACAGUUACCAUAAAAUGGCUCAUCUCACCCCACUCUCCCCUAAUGAUAUUUUUAACCCAUUUACGUCAGUGAUUAAGUGUCACAGCAAAGUCUACUCCCUUUGUGAUUUGAAACAUCAAAGUGUUGACUAUGAAAGGUCCCCCAAUGCCCCAUAACUUCACAAAAACAUCACUAAUUCAUCACUGACCACGUCACUGAAAUGAUGCUCUGUGCAUGUGUUUGGGUUUCAUCCUCCAGGGUCCGUCAGGCCUCCACCAGGCCUGCCUUUACGGCCAGCUGGCCGAGAUUCAGCUCCUGCUGGACGCCACACCGGGGAGGAUCAACGCAGGAGAUCAGCACGGCCGCCGGCCUGUCCACAUGGUCCUGUCCUCCCUGAGCUACCCAAACACCACGGCGUGCGUCAGAUACCUCCUGGAGCACGGUGCUGACGUCAACGUGUAAGUCACGUAGUUUCACAGACACAUGGUUGGAGUUGCGGCAGCUUAGUUUGCCGGAUUAUGGGUGUUUUUAUAAAUUCUGUCAGCUGGAUCCAGUGACAUCCAGCUGUUGCGAGCUCAUUUAAAUGACUAAAUAAGCGCUUAGGAGAACAAAAGUGAAAUUAUGAUUGCAAUGAGAUGAUGACGGUUUAAAGCUCCUGCUGCAGGGGAUAAUGACGGCACUGCUGAUGAUGAUUACGACGACAAGAGUAAUGAAGAUGGUGAUAAGGCUGAGAGAACAUUUAAGUACGCUCCGACUGUUACUCCCAGUUCCACAGAUUCAGGCGUGACCCCGCUGCACCUGGCUGCCUCCACGGAUCUCCUGGACUGUGUGGAGAUCCUUGUGCAGGCUGGAGCAGACGUGUCAGCCCGGGACAGCAUGGGAUUCACUCCUUUGGAUUUUGCCCGAAUCUGGUGCUGCAGGGCGGUGGCGAGGUAACGAACCGAAAGAAAAAUACAUACCAGGAUGUUUUUUUUCUUCUUUUUAAAUCAAAGUUCCUCCUUUUUUUUGCAGGUACCUGAAAAGCUGCAUGUGGCAGAAAGAAAAGGACAAAGAAAUGAAGGAGAGGAAGCGGGCUCAAGACUUGUACAAGGAUCUUGUCGCUGGGGUCAGACAGUUUGAUCGCAAAAACAAGGUUAGUUUGUGAAUCUAUGAAAACACUUAAAAGUUUAACAACUACAGCAAGAGGAGAUGGGUUAUGUAGUUUUUAAUCUACCCAAGACACUCAUGAAACUUUCUCUGUGCCCAUUUCUAGACCCUUAUCGAUGAGAAGAUCACAGAGUGGGCCCACAAGAAAGGAUUUCCUCUACUGAAGGAUUUCACCCCCAGAAUCCGGGUCAGCAAAUUCCACACCAAGUGUCUCUCAUCCGAUCAAGACACCUCAAAUCCGACAACAAACAUGGACGCAACUCAAAAUGAAGGGAACAGGCCCAAGAAACCUCCAGCCUCUUGCCACAGGCCUUGGACCAUCUACCAGGGCAACCAGCCUGAGAGACCCCCCAAAGAAGAACCAGACCUUCGGAGCUCCGUCACAGUGUGGAGGGACAGCAACGGGCCGUGUCUCUACUCCACAAAGUGGGACAGCACUCCUCGCCCGGCCCCUGAUCUGCCUCUGGACGUCCUGGAGAGGGUGUUAUUCCCCAAAGCAUUCCCUUCCAGGAUCGCUUCCCCUCGGCACCUUGAGGCCCAGGACAUUACGGGGGUCCAGCACAGAGGGUACCCCCAGGGGUGGAGCACCUCCCCCUGGACAGAGGUGGCCAUGCAUCUGGUUGAGGUGCUGGAGUUUGGACACUACUGAUACUGACAGGAAGGAUGUGGAAAACAUGACUUGAAAAUAAUCCGGAAUUAGUUUGUUCAGGUAUUUUUAGAAAUAUGACGAGGGAGGUGUCUCUAGAUUUGAGGUAUAUUUGGAGUUUUAAUCUCAGAGGGAUAAGAAAAUAUACACAAUUUUACUCUUUCCUGGUCCUGGAAAUCCUCCAUCAGCCAAAAAAAA